Aegilops tauschii subsp. strangulata is the source of this 940-nucleotide messenger RNA. RefSeq lists its product as uncharacterized. Gene Ontology annotation, molecular function: protein binding. Lineage: Eukaryota; Viridiplantae; Streptophyta; Magnoliopsida; Poales; Poaceae. The record is from RefSeq and is a predicted model, not a curated record.
AAGCCUCGUGUUGCUGGAGGAGCUCGACCUCGGCUACAACAACUUGCACAACAUCUCAGGGGCGAUCACCGUGCUGCGUGGGUGCCAGAACCUCAACACACUGAUUCUCACCAACAAUUUCGGCGGUGAGGAGCUAACCGAUGAUGGUAUUAUUGGCGGGUUCAAGAACCUCGUGGUGCUAGACCUUGGUGAUUGUGCUCUCAGGGGCAGGGUUCUGAAAUGAUUGUCUCAAUGCAGGAAAAUGGAGGUGCUUGACCUGUCACACAACCAAUUGGUCGGCACCGUUCCGUCCUGGAUUAGUAGGCUUGACCAUCUUUGCUACUUGGAUCUCUCCAACAAUACAUUGGUUGGCGAGGUACCCAAGAGUUCUGAGGGCCUCAACACCUCUGGGUGUUCACCGGACAUCGAUUUCACUAACAUGACAUUCUAUCUAAAGCGUAGCGGAAGAAGCAAACAUGGCCGACAACGUAAGCAUGCCCCAAAUGUCAUAGCUGGGACCAAUAACGUUGUCAGAUCUGGGAGCAACAAUGUUAUAGCCGGGAACGACAACACUGUAAUAUUUGGGAAUGACAACGCCGUAUCCGAGAGCUACCAGUUCGUAUAUGGGAAUAAUCAUGUUGUAACUGGGGAUCAUCACGUUGUAUCCGGGAGCAACCAUGCCGCGUCUGGGAGCCACCAUGUCGUGAUUGGGAAACACAAUAUCGUAUCUGGGACCCACAAUGACGUAGGUGGGAGCAAAAAUAUCGUAUCCGGGAGUAAAAAUGUUGUAUCUGGGAGCCACAAUACCGUGUCCGGUAAGAACCAUUUUGUAACUGGGCACAACAAAGUCGUAACCUGAGGUUAAUGACUGUACACAUCAUGGUAUAAGUGGGCGCGUUGCCGCGUCCGUCUGUUCCAUGGUGUCAGAAGAAGUACUAUCAUGCAUGAUCCGAAAAGAAUA